AUGGGGCGCAGCGCAAAGUUCCACAAGAAGCCGCCAAAGAAACCCACCAGCGGCGGUACGGCCACCACCAUCUCUCACCCACCACCCAAGUCUGCUGCAUCGGCGCUGACACCUCAGGAGCAGAAGAAGCGGGUCGGCCUGAAGGCGAAGGCGGGGAAGCGGCGCAAGGACGCGGAGGGCCCUGUCCUCGGAGGCGCGGAUUAUGUCGAUCUGAUGUUGGGCGGGAGGCGGAAGGCGAUGGUGGAGGCGACUAGGCUCCCUCAGGAAGAUUAG
Molecule: messenger RNA, 273 nt
Organism: Rhodofomes roseus
Lineage: Eukaryota; Fungi; Basidiomycota; Agaricomycetes; Polyporales; Fomitopsidaceae
Exons: 2
Coding region: 1-273 (90 amino acids)
Source: RefSeq, a predicted model, not a curated record